AUGGAGCAUCAGGAAGAAUCAUCAAAAAAUAAAGAUUUGGAAAAUGAACAUGUUUUGGAGGAAAACUCAAAAAUAUCCCGCCGAUGGGUGCAUCCCUGGCGCCUCAAGGUGGCGCCCCUCUUCAAGCCGAUACGCCGACCUCUAUUUUCGGGCAUGAAUUUCAAGUGUUACAUGGUCACGGUCUUGUCCGGUCGGAGGAGGAACAAGCGCUUCUUCCUUAACGUGACGCGCUAUUACAGGCUGAUGCCGAAGGUCCUUUCCACCGUUUUGAAUACUCUUCGAUGGAAAAACUGGCACACUUUCUUUAUGCUCACUACGGCGCGAGAAUUCCAACGCUGGCGACUUCGGUAUCCCAUGAGUCCAAUAACAUUUGGUAUAGAAAGUGUAGCGGUUUCGAAAACCGAGCAACUCCUCAAGAGACUGUGGACUCCCAAGCCAAAGCCCAAGAGGAGGGAGGCCAACGGAAGGAAGAAUCGGAAUGGGAGCUUAACAAACACCACAAUUUUUGAUGAAUAA
This is a messenger RNA of Drosophila bipectinata, 516 nucleotides long. RefSeq lists its product as uncharacterized. The record is from RefSeq and is a predicted model, not a curated record. NCBI's taxonomy places the organism in Eukaryota, Metazoa, Arthropoda, Insecta, Diptera, Drosophilidae.